AUGACAUACGCCGCUGUUCUGGGAUUUUUGGCCUCAUCCUGGAUUGUGUACCAGUGGGUGACAUUUACUAUUUCCACACGCAAGGUUCGCGAUAUACCGACCGUGGGCCCUGAUGGUUUCAUCUCCUCGUACCUCUCAGCCUGGAAGUAUGAAUUUGGGAAUGGGAAACAGAUGAUACAGGAGGGCUACGAAAAGUACCCUGGAUCGGUUUUCAAAGUCCCAACGCUCAGCUCUCCAAACCGAUGGAUGAUUGUGGUCAAUGGCUCCCGGUUGAUAGAGGAUUUACGAAAAGCUAGCAAAGAGCAGCUAUCUUUUGGAGACGCAUUCUUUGAGCUUUUCCAAAGCGACCAUCUCAUGCAUGGUCCUGGGAAGAGCGUCAACCGUCGCGAUACUGCAGAAUAUCAUAUUGGCGUCGUUCGAGGGCCCUUGACCAGAGGCUAUCCUUUCAGGUUCGAGGAUAUUAAAGACGAAAUAUCCCAGUCCUUCUCCGACCUGAUUCCUGUGACAGAGAGCUGGUCCCCCGUAAAAAUCCACGAUGUUAUUAUCCACAUCAUAUGCAGAACCACCAACCGGCUUUUCGUUGGUUUACCCCUCUGUCGCGACCCCGACUACUGUCGCAUCCAAGAAACUAUUACUGUCCACCUCGUUACUGCCGGGACCUUCUUAGCCCUUCUACCCGCAGCAUUUCGACCGGUUGUUGGGCGCCUAAUCACUCGAUUCCCCUCGACGAUUAAAAAAGUGCAAGAUUGUAUUACCCCACUUGCCGAAGAAAUAAUCAAGUCCAAGGCAGCAUGGGAAGGCAAGAAUGGAAAUCUCCUCUCUUGGCUCUGGGAAGAAGCUCCGGAGAAAUGCAAGACCCUCUCUGACCUGGCCGGAAGGCUCAUCAUGGUCAACAUAGCUUCACUUCAUACUACAACUCAGGUCGUCACCGACACGCUCCUCGAGCUCGCUGCUCGCCAAGAGUACGUUGCACCCUUACGGUCUGAAGUUGAAUAUGCCAUCGACGAGCUGGGGUGGACCAAAGAAGCCAUGAGCAAGAUGCACAAGCUGGACAGCUUCAUUAAGGAGACUUGUCGAUUGAAAGGACUAAUGCCAAUCACCGUAGUUAGGAAUGCAAGGGUCGACUACCGUCUUUCGAACGGCGCAGUCAUUCCAGCUGGAUUCAGAGUCUCUGCUUCAGCGAGCCCUCUUCACACCGAUCCAAUGGUCUACGAGAAUGCCGAGUCCUUCGAUGGCUAUCGCUUCGCCGGAUCGCAGGAAGAUGGUUCAAGCAAUGGCCACAGUCAGCUGGUUUCUCUCGACUCCAACUAUCUACUUUUCGGUCAUGGACGUGCCGCAUGUCCCGGUCGUUUCUUCGCUGUUAGCGAAAUCAAAGCAAUGAUGGCGCACGUCUUACUCAAUUACGACUUCAAGCUUCCAAACGACGAAACUCGCGCACCUGAAGCCGAUUGGUUUGGUCACCAUCGUGUUCCAAACCAAACGGCCGAGAUUAUGUUUAGAAAGCGUCAAAGCAUUCAUUAA
Coprinopsis cinerea okayama7#130 is the source of this 1521-nucleotide messenger RNA. RefSeq names its product cytochrome P450. Lineage: Eukaryota; Fungi; Basidiomycota; Agaricomycetes; Agaricales; Psathyrellaceae. The record is from RefSeq and is a predicted model, not a curated record. The coding region runs from base 1 to 1521 and encodes 506 amino acids. Gene Ontology annotation, molecular function: iron ion binding; monooxygenase activity; oxidoreductase activity, acting on paired donors, with incorporation or reduction of molecular oxygen. The transcript is spliced from 12 exons.